CCCGUUGAAACAAGCGGUUGGCCUCGUGGUACUAUCCGUGAUCGCGUUUCUACACAGUGUGCUCGAAACGAUGAAUGAAAAUGUACCGUCGCCCCUACUCUUAGUGCUGCAACGGUUCAACUUUAACGCGACCCGUUCACACACCCGAUGACCUCGUGUUUACGCAUACACGGUGGUUCACGGCCAAACAGAACUAACAAAGUCUAAAUGGCCGCUUUUCUGCUCGAGUAUUCGUUCUUCGUCGUUCCGGUCGAAGAGGAUGACCGUGCGGUUGGCCAAUGUCGAAGCGAACGACAAACGUCGGCGGGAAGGUCAGUUUCCGGUUGAAACGCGGUAAAAGUGUUUGGGGGAUGUUCAUCUCGGGAAGGUGGCUUUCGAAGAGUGUUCUUAUCGGUAUUUGGAUCUCGGUAUCGUUUCUGUGGCGUUGAAAAGCUGACGACUUUGACGUUGGACGUUCCUCUGCAGAGGUAACGCCGGUGUAUAUCGUCGAGAGGGAACUAGGCUGCGAAUCAGGAUAAAACCUUGUUGCAGCCAUCGUUUAACUCGACAAGUUGUCACGACCUGUGUAACGCGAAUUCUAACGUUGUACAAUGGACCGCGUGUGAUCGUCGUGAAAUUAAACGUCGACGAAAUCGAACUCGACGAGAAAAUGACGCUUCGCUAAGGAAACGGAGACGUUCGAACGAAACUCUUGCAACGAAGAACGCUGGAGAACACUUUGGUCAACGAUGGACUGGAUUCAACGAUCGUGGUCGAUCGGCACGAGUACACAGCCAUUGAGCAGGAUCCUCUGUCGUACUGGUAAUCGUAUAAAAACACCUGCUGCCCAAAGAAGAUCUCACUCGAGGGCCCAGAAGGUGCGUCUACUAUCCAUCGAGGAGUAUCCCGAAUAACGAAAUCGAUAUCGACGCUCUUAAACGCUCCAUGAUAAAACGAGCGUUGUACGCUUAACCAAGGGAAGAGAAAGAAAGCCGAGAAAAUUCACGUACCGUUGAUCGAUUCGCCGAAAGCGCAGAAUCGAUACGAACACUCUCUUCUAUACUGUCUAUGUAUCCAUCGGCCUCAGAUCGAAGUAGAGAAAGGCAGGGCCAGUUUAAUCGACGGUAGCAAAAGCGGAAGCAAAAGCGGAAGCAAAAGCGGAAACAAAAGCGGAAACAGAAACAGAAACAGAAGCAGAAGCAGAAGCAAAAGCAGCCGAACAGCUCGACGGAAUACACGGUAUCUCUGUCCUAAGUUGACAGAUUAUAGGCUAUAUUGCGAUAAGGUAUCGUAAGGCUAAAUUCGGAUAAGAGGCUAGCAUGAUCCGCGUAUGUACAGGCGGCAUUCUCCACGGCCAUGACCGAGUGAAGUAGCCGGGGAUCGUCAGACGCGUGGUCCACCAUGUUGAACGUAAUGGCAGCGGUGACGACGAGUCUACCUAGCCGAGUAGAUCCGACACCGACAUCUUCCAGCAACACCAGCGCUGCAUCGGGCACCGCGCCGAAUAACGUGACGUCAGUUCCUGUUGAGAAUCCAACGGUUGAAAAUCUACCCGAGAACGUGAACGUGUUCGUAGUUGUGAUCAAGGGUAUCAUUAUGGGCAGCAUCAUCACGACGGCAGUGCUAGGUAACGCUUUGGUGAUCGCCAGCGUGAGAAGGCACAGAAGAUUGCGCGUGGUAACAAACUGUUACGUGGUGAGCUUGGCAGCGGCUGACCUCUUGGUGGCCAUGUGCGCGAUGACGUUUAACGCCUCGGCUGAAUUGUCCGGAGGCAAAUGGUUGUUCGGUCGGUUCAUGUGCGACGUGUGGAACUCGUUGGACGUUUACUUCUCCACGGCCUCGAUACUUCACCUGUGCUGCAUCAGCGUGGAUAGAUAUUACGCUAUUGUCAGCCCGCUCGAGUAUACAGUGAUCAUGAGACAAGGGACGGUGGGAUGUAUGCUGGGUAGUGCAUGGAUUUUACCGGCUUUGAUCAGCUUCAUACCGAUCUUCAUGGGUUGGUACACCACGCAGGAACAUUUGGAUUAUAUGGUGAAGAAUCCGCAGGUCUGCUCGUUUGUGGUGAACCGGCCGUACGCUGUGAUCAGCUCGUGCGUCUCCUUCUGGAUCCCUGGCUUGGUGAUGAUAGUGAUGUACUGUAAGAUCUACAAGGAGGCUGUCAGACAGAGAAAGGCGCUCAGCAGGACGUCCAGCAACAUCGUGCUAAACAGCGUGCAUCAUCACAGGUCCUCGACCAGACAACACCAUCAUCAGCAGAUGCUGCUUCAAGCGGCGGCCGAAACCGGCACUUCGAUACGACAGCAAACGAAGAGCUGGAGAGCCGAGCAUAAAGCUGCGAGGACACUUGGAAUAAUAAUGGGAGCGUUUCUCCUUUGCUGGCUACCAUUUUUCCUUUGGUAUCUAACGACGACUCUAUGCGGCGAGGCCUGCUACUGUCCAGACACGGUGGUAUCCGUCCUCUUCUGGAUAGGUUACUUCAACAGCGCUCUGAACCCGCUUAUUUAUGCGUACUUCAACCGCGACUUCCGCGAGGCCUUCAAGGACACGCUGAUGAGCGCCCUGCCGUGUUGUGCGAGCUGCUGGAAAACCCCGUCAGAGUUCGUCUAGCGAAAGAAACCCCCGUGAACAGUCGCGUCGAGCAAGCUGUGUUUUGCGAUCCACAGAAGAAAUCGGUAUCGAUUCAUUCGUCGAGCGAUCGUCCAACUUGCCGUGUUAGGAAACAUUACAAUAAUGGACCUCGUUAUCUGUCGAUAAUGUAACCAAUCCAAUCUACUGACUUGAUUAAUUCGAGAGUGAUCGAAGGAAUAACGAAAGACGGCGGUACUACGAUAAAGAAUAAUAUAUGUAAUAUUACUUGAAAUUCAUAAAGAUAUCGCUUUUGGAAUAUAAAGUGAAAAAACUAUCUGACUGGACACUUUUGUACAUCUAUUAAAAAAAAAAAAAAAAAAAAUGAAAAAAA
Messenger RNA from Bombus huntii, 2938 nucleotides. Its product is annotated as octopamine receptor beta-3R-like. Lineage: Eukaryota; Metazoa; Arthropoda; Insecta; Hymenoptera; Apidae. Gene Ontology annotation, cellular component: membrane. Bases 1381 to 2586 code for a protein of 401 amino acids. Gene Ontology annotation, molecular function: octopamine receptor activity. Gene Ontology annotation, biological process: adenylate cyclase-activating adrenergic receptor signaling pathway. The transcript has 6 exons. The record is from RefSeq and is a predicted model, not a curated record.